Molecule: messenger RNA, 4164 nt
Organism: Aspergillus oryzae RIB40
Lineage: Eukaryota; Fungi; Ascomycota; Eurotiomycetes; Eurotiales; Aspergillaceae
Exons: 4
Coding region: 1-4164 (1387 amino acids)
Source: RefSeq, a predicted model, not a curated record
AUGAGGCUACGAUCAUUACUGUUGGAUAAGUGCGGUAAUCGCAGCUUGUAUAGCAGCAGCGAACGGCUAGGGGAACUUCUGAAUACCACGUCACUUUGUCUCCUCCAGUCCACCCUUCGUUUGUCACUCUCGUUGGCACAAAGAUAUCAUUCUCGCCAGCGGGGUAGUACCCACCUCCAACAGAGCCUGUUGGCAGCCCACUUUAACAUCGACCUGGAAAAGCUGCAAAAGAUUGCUGCGCCCUUCCCUCGCCCUUCCGUAUCCAACAAGACACCUGUAUCUCCUCCUGUUGGAGUUAAGGGCAAGGAGAAACAGUCCCAGACCAAGCACGAUGCCAACGACCUGGUCACCCUUGUGCGCGAAAGUGAUGGCUGGGAAGAAUGGGGUCAUGUACAUCUGCUUUAUUAUCCGUCUGGCACUUCGGAUCAGGCGAAGUCGACAUCGGAGACUGUACAUGGUGGGCUACCGACGCAAGCUCCCACCACACCAACACCUCUGCGUAGAAGUCAUACCCACCCCACGCCUCGUUUGAGCCGCACGUCGAUCAUGGAGGAUUCUCCUAGCUCUGCUGUGAAUACACCCUCAGGGAAACUGGAAGAAGCGACAAGGGGUGGAAAGGUUCUUGAUAUCCCUUACUCAAGGAUCUCUUCGUCGACACCUGAUAGUCUUGUUGCAUCGCAUGCGGAAGAGUUACCUGAGGACUCCAAGUAUGAGCUACUCCAUAGAAUUCGGACGGCUCAGGGGCUGGCGACAUCUCCUUCUAGCCGCGAGCAGAUUCUUGCAAUUAGGGUGCUUGCUAUUACCAACUUAGCGUACGUAUAUCCCGAGUCGCUCUUUCAACAGAAGAUCCUUCAGUACGAUAUGGAACAGCCAAAACGUCUGCAGCUGGCUUAUCAGCUGGGCGAGCUGGUUCAUCUAGGCGCAAGUGGUGAUCUUCCCGCUUCCCGAGGUGUGCAGACAUUGGUACUCCAGGCCCUCGACUCUUUGGCUAAGCACAAAGCACGAGCAAUCGACGUCUGUGCUGCGUUAAGCGUUAAUGUCAACCAUGGUGUUCUCAUGUUCCUGACCCGGAAGGCUGUCAAUGAACUAGGCUCAGAAGACAAGGAGACGGAUGAUGGUAGUCAGGAUGAGUGGCGGGAUGCCUUACUUGCUCUUCUGCGAACGCUUCCUGGCUCAAGCACAAGGACCCCCGAGACCUUGGUUUCUGCUGGCUUAAUUCCAAUGUUUGUCGAUGUUUUGAAUCUCCGAACUGAGAAAGCUCGUCGUGUUUAUUCUCGAAUUAUGGAAUUCCUCGAUACCUUUGUCCACGCGGUUCGUGACGCGCUUGGGACUCUUACUACAGCUAAGGGGUUUGAAGCAAUUUCGGAUUUGAUCGAUUUUGAAACCAAAACCUCCUUUGAGAAUGUAUCCCGCGGCGCAGGAAUUCCUUCUCACCACAAGACCCCGUCAAUUGAUUACCAAAUCCCGUAUUUCCAGCAGCAGACUCUCAGGUGGAUGUUCCGGUUUGUCAAUCAUAUUAUGCAGCAUAACGGCGGUGGUUUUGAUCGGGUUCUUCGGAAUUUGAUUGACUCGCCUCAACUGCUGACAUCCCUUCGUUUGGUCUUUGAGAACGCCCGUGUCUUCGGGUCUCAUGUCUGGAGCAAUGCAGUCAAUAUCCUUAGCAGUUUCAUUCACAACGAGCCCACCAGUUAUGCAGUCAUUGCUGAGGCUGGUUUGAGCAAGAGUUUCUUACAAGCUGUCACACACAGUGAGAUAAAGGCGCAAGAGAAGCUACCUGUUGAUACCGAGGGUGCUGAAGUUGAAGGGGAAUCGUCCACUAGACCGUCCGAGGUCGAGACUAGCCAGUCAGGUAGUGAACCACAGAAGACCCGGGAGUAUGAGCUGGCAAGGUCGAAGGAUGCAAAGUUAGCCUUAGGUAUCAUGCCUGCAGCGGAAGCUUUAUCAUGCAUUCCCUCGGCUUUUGGGGCUAUCUGCCUUAACUCAUCUGGACUUGAACUCUUUCAGUCUUCCCAUGCACUGGAAAGCUUUUUCGAGAUCUUCGAAAAUCCCGAGCAUGUGAAAUGCCUGAAAGAUGACCCUAAUCUCGUACGUUCGCUAGGAACAACGUUUGAUGAGUUAGUGCGACAUCAUCCUGCGCUGAAGUCAACAAUCAUGGCUGCCGUCAUUGUGAUGGUCGCGCGUGUUGGCUUUUUGUGCAGGAGUAAGGCUUGGUCGGAUGGUAUGGGAUCUAAGCUGUGGACAGAUAACUCCCAGGGAAAGCCGGUCCUUUCCGGUCCGGCAUAUCACCUGUUUCGAAAGAUUGGUGGCACGAGAGUCGCUGGGGAUCUUGCACCGUCGGAUCUUGGUAUUCGAGAGAUCAAAUCUGGGGCACUGCCAGACGGUGGCACCAUGAAAACCGGCGCUUUAGAUCAUGUUCUGCCCACCUCUAAUACUGAUAUCGAACCUAAGGACGUAGAUCCUACGGGCCUCACUGUUACGGACUACCUUUAUCCCGUAUUACGAUUUUUAGGUGCUUUCUUCGAAAAUCAAUCGAAUUGCACCUACUUUAUCGAAUGUGGCGGCGUGGAAUUCGUUUUGGAUAUUGCGGCUCUGCAGAGUCUCCCAUUCGAUUUCCAUAACACUGACGCUAACCAGGAGCUCACUGUUUUGGUGCACAUGUUGGCGGAAACGAAGCCUCACCUUGUCCUGCCCGGGCUUGUUGAUCGCGCAGAGCAGAUUGUGGAACAACUAUCUGAGUUCUGGCGCCUGUCGGGACCCCGGGAAUCAGGUUUUUUCACCCCUUUGAUCAAGCCACCUCUUGAGAAAGAGUCCAAGGAUCAGGGCGACAAGUCUUGGGAACUCGCAAAAGAUAAUGGGACAUACUUCGCUAAGAAUAUGGUAGCUGCACUUAUCUUGACUGAUCUUCUCCGCGAAGUUUACUCCAUGCCAUUAUAUCAAACCCGGCCCAGCCAGCAGACUUCUGCAUUUGCACAAGUUAAUCUAGCUGAUCGUUAUUGUUCUCUUAUCGGACGACUUGGGGGUUUACAUGCGGCUUGUGUGUGGGAGGAAAUUCUACUAGAGAAGAAUAUACCUGACACUUGGGACCAGGCAACGAAGGUGCAACUAACGGGCGCGGGUUCAGAAAAACCUAAUGAAUCUUCGGGACCCGCGAAUGCAGAAACAAGCUUAGCUGUGCCUGCGCCUCCUCGCGAAGGUUCGACUACGAGUGAGCCUGCUCAACCAGGUGUCGCUCAGGAACCUAGUGGAGAUACUUCCAACGCUCCCGAAAGUAGCGUAGCUUUUAAGAAUGUCCAAGCGCUUCGCUACCUUCUUAGCUCCUUGCCUUCCUCAAUAACAGGUUUUUUCCACAAUCUGGGCCUCGGCCUUAUUGGAAAGCGGCGGAUAGAUCUGUACCAGAAGCAGAAUGCAACUUCGGUGGCUGAGGCCAUUGCCGGCGCUGUGCUCGAGCAACUCCAGUUCGCGCCCCCUAAUACUAGUGCUAAUCACAAGCUCCGAUUUGCUUACCUGAUUGUUAUCCUUUCCUCAUUUUCACAUUUGCUUUUUGAAGCUACUGCAGAUCGCCCGCAUUCUCAUUAUCUCACACUCGUCCUCUUCGCGUUCAAACGCAUCCAUGGUUUGAAAGCCAUGAAAGAUAUCUGCGACGUCUUUGUUCGUGAGGUCAAGACUCUCACACCUCCUGAGUCGGUGCCUGACUCUGAGAAGGAUGUGUCAGCUCGACUCACUUCUGCUUAUGGAGGUAUCAAGAUUAUACUUAGCUUUUUCUCUGAGCUUGCCUCGGGUAAGAACAUUGUCGAGUCUAGCCAAACCCAGGCCAUGACGAGCAGUGACCGGGAGCGUGACCGUGCCGACUACUUCCAACCAGGCCAAUUCCUGGUUGACCUUCGGAUGGAAAUAUUGCCAAUGGCUCGGGACUUGUGGAAUUCUGAUUUUGCUACCCAGUCUUCAAGUUCCGUUAUCAAAUGCUUGGUGGAUAUCUUGCGCUCAUCGCUCGAUGGCGAAUAUGAAACUGGGGCCGCUCAGCGCUCUAAUCUACCACCCGCGUUGGCUGAGGUGUCUAGAAGGAAACUAGUUAUCAACAGGGACCGUGUAGCCGCUUUGCAGGCAAAAGAUUUCGAUUUAGAAGUUGUAAAGGAGGCCCUGUACCGCUGCAACAAUCAGUGGUGA